CUUAAAUGGAAACUUAUUAGCUAAAGAAACCAUCUCUAGAAUUGCCUAGCUUAUAAAUUAUCACACCUUGAGAACACCCUGCUUUAAUGAGACCUGGUCUGGCCAUUAUUUAGGUUGGAAACAAUCCAUCAUCUUUAACAUAUGUUCGCAAGAAGAUAGCUCUCUGUGAAGAAAAUGAAGUACAUCAUGAACUCCAUCAUUUUCCAGAGAGCAUCACUCAGCAAGAGAUCGUUCAUUAAAUUAGAACUUUAAAUUAGCAAGGAUCCAUUGAUGGAAUCCUUGUUCAACUUCCUUUGCCACCUCAUCUAUCCAGAUUGGAAAUUUCCAACGAAAUCAAACCAAGUAAAGAUGUAGAUUGUUUACACAUGGCCAAUUUUCAAAAUCUUCUAUAAAAUGGGGAGGAUAACGACAUUAUACCAUGUACACCAGCUGCAGUGCUUCAUAUCUUGGACACAUAGGAAAUUGAUGUGAGAAAUCAGAAUGUUACUGUGAUUGGUAGAAGUCAGUUAGUUGGAUUCCCAUUAUCAGUUUUGCUUCUGAGAAGAAAUGCUAAAGUCACUAUCUGUCAUUCCGAAACAACAGUCUAAGAACAUGUACAAAAAGCAGACAUUGUGAUUUCAUGUGCAGGUCAUAAAGAAUUGGUCAAAGGGGAAUGGAUCAAAAAUGGAGCAAAAGUUAUUGAUGUUGGAAUUACUAGGAUUCCAGGAACCAAUAAGAUUGUUGGCGAUAUCGAAUUCCAAAAAGCGCUUUCUAAAGUCAGUUUCAUUACACCAGUCCCAGGAGGAGUAGGUCCUUUGACUGUUUCUAUGCUAUUUAAAAAUCUAUAUAGAGUAUGGUGUCGAUCAAAUGGUUUAAAGCUUAACAUUGAUGAACAGGAUGAAGAAUUGGAUUAUGCUUAAAACUACUAAUUCUGA
Messenger RNA from Paramecium tetraurelia, 914 nucleotides. RefSeq lists its product as uncharacterized. NCBI's taxonomy places the organism in Eukaryota, Ciliophora, Oligohymenophorea, Peniculida, Parameciidae. The transcript is spliced from 5 exons. The record is from RefSeq and is a predicted model, not a curated record. Gene Ontology annotation, cellular component: cytosol. Gene Ontology annotation, biological process: tetrahydrofolate interconversion. Gene Ontology annotation, molecular function: methenyltetrahydrofolate cyclohydrolase activity; methylenetetrahydrofolate dehydrogenase (NADP+) activity.